This is a messenger RNA of Vicia faba (fava bean), 333 nucleotides long. The record is from the annotation of a GenBank genome assembly. NCBI's taxonomy places the organism in Eukaryota, Viridiplantae, Streptophyta, Magnoliopsida, Fabales, Fabaceae.
AUGGGACUCAAUGAGUCUUUCAAUCAAAUUCGUGGCCAAAUUCUCCUCGUGGAUCACCUACCAUAUAUCAAUGUUGUGUUAUAUAUGGUUAUUCAAUAUGAGAAACAAAGAGAUGUCAUAACUACCUUGAAUCCUACUGAAACUCCUAUUGCUUGUGUUGUUCAAACUCACAUCACCAACUUGAAGAAAGAUAGGCCAAAUUUUGCUCAUUGUGGUGUUAUUGGCCACCUUAAGGAAAAGUGUAUCAAACUUCAUGGAUAUCCUUCAGGAUACAAGAAACCUCAAAGUUGCAAAGCUAAAAAUGUGAAUAGUAAUGGUACUGCGGGCACUUAA